UACAGUGACUGGAGACAUGGAGUUGAUUUUCAAAGACACCUGGAAAUUUCUUAUCGUUAUUGUCGGUGUUUUUCUCUCCGUGGAAACAGUGAAGGUCACUGCGUACCUACCAAAAGGCCAAUACAUCAUGCACUUCAGUGGUGGAGCUUCCAAUCACGCAAGGAAAAGUGUCUGCCUUGCCUGUUCUGGAAGAGGAUAUCCUUUGCCAAAUAUCACAUGGACAAAAAAUGGGUUCCCUGUGUCAUUGAGUCAAACAGACAGGGUUAUAAAUGAAACUUUCAUGGAAAGCAGACUGAAUGUUGGUCUCCCAGCAUACAAGAAGGCUGGCAACUACUCUUGUCUCCUGGCAAAUGGGAUGUCUGGUCAAGGUGCAUCGAAGGCUAUAGAGGUUCUGCUUCAUCCAAUGAUGAGCGUGAAGCCCACAGAUCAAGUAAGGAUCGAAGGGAGCGAUGUCAUCUUUACAUGUAAGACCAAAGGCGUACCAUCUCCAGUUCUCAAGUGGUUGUUCAAUGAUGGACCCAUCCCUUGGAGUCAUACCAUAGACCAAGGUUCUUUAGUCGUAAAGGAUAUUCGUCAUGGAAGACAUGAUGGUCGAUAUACUUGUGUAGCUACCAGCAAGGCCGGUACAGUGUCUACCUCUGCAUCACUUCUCGUUUAUGUUCCUCCAUCGUUUUCGGUCAAACCUACUGGUCAGUCAGCUCUCGAAGGAUCUAACGUCRUCUUCRAAUGCCAAGCUACAGGCUUCCCUAUCCCAACUAUCACGUGGCUAUCUAAUGGACAACCAAUCACACGGAAACAUGCAGUUCGGAGUGGAUCUUUACAUUUAUGGAAUGUUCGAUACAGUAAUCAUGAUGGACGGUAUACUUGUGUGGCAUCCAACAAGGCCGGAAGAAUAUCUAAUUCAGCAGAGCUCACUGUUUAUAGACCUUGUCCAACUGGAUGGUCAGAGGGUGCAAGUUCCUGUUAUCGUAUUGUCACCACCCUAACGCCAAAGUGGGACGAUGCUCGUCGAUCCUGCAUAUCGAUGGGUGGUUACCUGGUGAAGAUCAAUUCAGAGGAAGAGAACAACUAUGUCACUAAAUUGGCAAAUGAAGCUAGUUCAGCAGAAAACAUGUGGAUCGGACUGUCAAAAAUCAGCACAGAUGAUUUCCGCUGGACAGAUGGUACGAGUAUGUCAGGACGAUAUUCAAAAUGGGAUAAUGGAGAACCAAAUAAUGCUAGGGGCAAUGAGAACUGUGUUCAUCUUUAUGUUCGUGGCGUCCGUGCACCUUAUUGGAACGAUCACAUCUGCAAUUAUCCACAAGGGAAACCAUUUUAUGGUUGCGAAAGGGGGAAACGCAACUGAUUCUCUUUUUUUUGAGUUUCAGCAAGGAAUCCCAAAAUAUUCUAAUUUCAGGCGUAAUUCCAACAUGUUCUAAUUAAUCCUCUUGCGAGUUUUACGUGUGUAUUUCAAUUUGUCCCUGAUUACCUAAAUAUAUUUGAGAUCAUUUCUAUCAAUUUAUCAAUCAACUUGUGAAUAUCUACCUAAAAAUUUAGUUAUUUCAUAUGCUUAUUUGGGAAAUUGUCUCUAAAAGGUUUAUUUUGGAAAGUGAGGUCAUGUUACGACUGAACCCGACUUCACUACACAGAAGGGACUGGGACAAGUUUGCUACUAACAAAAUUGAAUUUGCAUUAUAUAAAUAUAUAAUAUUGGUAAAACAACAAAGGCGAUAAUCUAGUAAGUAAAUAAAUUUUAUUGUUCAGUUGAA
This is a messenger RNA of Actinia tenebrosa (Australian red waratah sea anemone), 1748 nucleotides long. Its product is annotated as hemicentin-1-like. The record is from RefSeq and is a predicted model, not a curated record. NCBI's taxonomy places the organism in Eukaryota, Metazoa, Cnidaria, Anthozoa, Actiniaria, Actiniidae.